Molecule: messenger RNA, 1935 nt
Organism: Fonticula alba
Lineage: Eukaryota; Rotosphaerida; Fonticulaceae
Exons: 8
Coding region: 1-1935 (644 amino acids)
Biological process (GO): regulation of protein catabolic process; ubiquitin-dependent protein catabolic process
Cellular component (GO): proteasome regulatory particle, lid subcomplex; proteasome complex
Molecular function (GO): enzyme regulator activity
Source: RefSeq, a predicted model, not a curated record
AUGACCACCGCCGCUGCCAAGCCCAACAGCAAGGACAAGAAGGACCAGGUGUCGCCUGCCAAGACCACCGAGCCGGCCAUUGUCCUGAAGCUUGACUUCUACAGCGAGCUUCUGCAUCUCAUUUCGCUCAUCGAGCGGGCCGCUUCGUCCGGUACGCACAGCGGAGACUCGCGCCUGGCCGCUCGCGCUCUGCGUGCUCUGCCGGCCGUCCGCCGCCGCACCGGUACCCUUGCUCUGCAGAGCUUCCUCAAUGAUCGCCUCGUGAGCGACUCCGACAUCCAUGCGCAGAUCACCUCCAUCAUCAAGAAGUCCGACCCCGCCCUGCAUGGUGGCGACAGCGUCACCCCUGCCAAGUCCCUCCAGAGCGUCCUUCAGGCUGCCGCUGCCGCCACCGCCGCCACCGCGGCUGGCGAUGCGGCCGCCAAGGACAAGGACAAGGACAAGGAUGUGGAGAUGAAGUCGGCCGAGGGGCCCGGCACCGGCACCAGUGCCACCACCCCCAGCGCCGGCACCGCCCCCGGCACGACCCCGACCAAGGACAAGGAGUCCAAGCAGGUAACCCAUGUGGUCCACGCGCCGCCGCAUGUCAGCGGCACCGCCGAGUCCUCGCUCUUCAUCGGCCUUGUGGCGCUGGUUUUCCUGCUGGACAAGAACCGCUCGGAGGAGGCUGGCUGGCUGUCGGAGCUGCUGCUGGCCAAGUGCGCCUCGCUGCCCCUGCGCUCGAUGGACCCGCUCUAUGCCAAGAUUGUUUUCUACCGCGCGCGUGCCCUCGAGGCCACGCAGAACCAGACCAGCAUCCGCGCGCCCUUUUUCUCGCUCCUCCGUGUGGCCACCGAGCGCCACCUGGAUGAGACGCGUUCGGUGUGCCUGAAUGAGCUCCUGCGGGCAUUCAUCAGCGCGCGGUCCUUCGACACGGCCGAGCAGCUGGCCACUCUGGCCGCCAGCCAGGCCUCCGGCACCGGGAUUGCCUCGGCUCGCGAUGCCAAGUCCGGGACGGCCAACGGCGGCCCGGUGGACCUGCCCAGCGCCUCGCCCGGGAACUCCACCCAGUCCAAUGACACGCCGAUGCUGGCCCUGCCGGCGGCCGCGUCCGGCCCGCAGCACGCGCGUUUCCAUUUCUACGUCGGCCGCAUCCGGGCCAUCCUGCUGGACUACUCGGACGCCCUCCGCCAUCUGAAUCUGGCUGCUCGCCGUGCCCCGCAAAUUCAGAUCGCCGCCGGCUUCCAGCAGCAUGUGGCCAAGUUCCAUGUUGUCGUGCAGCUCCUGAUGGGCGAGAUCCCGGAGCGCUCGCUCUUCUGUGAGCAGUUCCUCAGCCGGCCGCUCGUGCCGUACUUCCAGCUGACGCAGGCUGUGCGCACUGGUGACAUGCGUCUCUUCCGCGAGACCUUGGCCAAGUACUCGCACCUCUUUACGGCCGACGGCACCAUGACUCUGAUUCGUCGUCUGCAUCACACCGUCAUCAAGGCCGGCCUGCGCGUGCUCGCCUCCGCGUAUACCCGCAUUCCGCUUGAGCUGGUCGCCAAGAAGCUGGGUCUGGUCACGGCCGACGCAUCUGCUGCCGAUCUGGCCGCCGCGCGUGACAACGUCGAGGCCAUCGUCGCCCGAGCCAUCCGUGACAAUGUCAUCGCCGCGGAGAUCGACCACGAGGGGGGAUUCCUGCAGACCAAGGACGAAGUGAACAACUACACAACCAACAAAACAAAACACGUGUAUCGCCAGCGCGUGGACUACUACAUGGCCCUGUACAAUGCCUCGGUCAAGGCGCUGCGCUUCCCGGACGAGUCGUCCAAGGACACCGACGAGGUGGACCCCGAGAAGGAGGAGGAGCGUCGGGCCAAGGACCAGCUGGUCAACCGCCUGAGCUAUCCCCACGACAUGGACACCGACGAUGAGGAUGACGUGUUGCUCGACGAGGACGACGAGUCGGACUUCUAA